AAUAAUCAAUAUUGCUUCACGUUUCUCUAAGACGAUCUCAGGACCUCCAGUUUUAUCUGCUGACCCUUUGAGGCCCAAGGCCCCCAUGUUGGACAUCAUGGUAUACAAAUAUGAAAGUUGAAAGUUUUAAACACUGAGAUGAUUCAUUUCCGUUUCAGCAGCAGCUUUGAUCUCCUCAUUAAUAUUGAUCAGAAAGAUCAGAUCAAUAUUGUUUUCAGAUUCUCUGUGAAACAGAUCAUCGGCUGACAAAAUCAGCUUCAUCUCGUCCUGCUGGCAGACACGUACGGGCCGGUGACGUCACCUGGUGAGAAUGACCGAAACGUCAUGGCUCACCUGGAGGCCCCGCCCCAAGGCUUUAUAACGAGGCGGCCAGGUGAGGGGGGCAGACCGCAGGAAGCAGCGCUCUGGUCGGAUCGGACCUCCAGGAUUUGGUGACGAUGCUGCAGAUGAACGAGUCGGAGCUCCAGCUGCGGCUGGUGGCGUUCAGCUUCGAGACGCGCUUCGAUGAGCGCGGAGCGAUCCAGUGGAUGCAGGAGAACUGGAACAAGUCGUUCAUGUUCAGCGUGCUGUACGCCGCCCUGGUGUUCGGAGGUCAGCACUUCAUGAAGCCUCGACCCAAACUGAACCUGCGGCUGCCGCUGGUCCUCUGGUCGCUGAGCCUGGCCGUGUUCAGCAUCAUCGGAGCGAUCCGGACCGGGUCCUACAUGCUGCACAUCCUGAGCGCCAGCGGCUUCAGACGCUCCAUCUGCGACCAGAGCUUCUACAACGGCCCCGUCAGCAAGUUCUGGUCCUACGCCUUCGUCCUCAGCAAGGCUCCAGAACUCGGCGACACGGCGUUCGUGGUGCUCAGGAAGCAGAAGCUGCUCUUCCUCCACUGGUACCACCACAUCACAGUGCUGCUCUACUCCUGGUAUUCCUACAAAGACAUGGUGGCCGGCGGCGGCUGGUUCAUGACCAUGAACUACACCGUGCACGCGCUCAUGUACAGCUACUACGCCGCGCGCGCCGCCGGCUUCCGCGUGCCCCGCCCCUUCGCCGUGGUCAUCACCAGCGCCCAGAUCGCCCAGAUGGCGAUGGGGCUGACGGUGAGCGGCCUGGUGUACCGCUGGAUGCAGCAGGGCGACUGUCCGUCCCGCAUGGACAACAUCACCUGGGCCACGCUCAUGUACCUCAGCUACCUGCUGCUCUUCUGCAACUUCUUCUACCAGACCUACCUGCGCCGCGAAGCCAAGGCCAAGAGCCAGUAGGACCCGCCGCACCGGAGGGCGGCGCUGCUGAGCUGACCUGACGCUGCCGCAGCAAAUGAAGGGAAACCAGCGCAGAAGACGGAGUUCAUUUAUGUCUGGGAAGUGAAGGAGCGUUUCAGGACCCUCUAAUUCCUGACUGCAGGUCCAAAGAUGGUUCCGAUCUAAAGAAACAAACGUAAAGCUCAGCUGCUGAACAGAGGUCCGAAAAUAUUCACGAUAUUUUGUUUAAAUUUAUCAGCUUUGGACCCAGAAAAUGUUCUGAACCAUUAUUACCUUCAGCCUCAUUUCCAAAAUAUUUGAAAUAUGUAAAAUAUAUAUUUACAAUCUGAACCAUUAGAACCCGUCUGGUCCGAUACUCUGGUUCUACUGUUUCCUGGUGAACCCAUUUUGGCUGGCGAGAGGAAACCGGGUCAGAACUGGAACUUAAACUUUUACUUCUGUAAAUAUUUCCAUCAGUUUGUCUUUAAAGUGUCAAACUUCUGAUUCUGGAACCGAUCCAAAAGAACCGGUUCAGAUUCAGCUCAGCAACGCGCUCCUGGUUUUUAACGAGGCAUGAAGGCAGCUGAUUGGCUGCUGGAAGGUCACAUGUCUCACGUGACUAAGCUCAUCCUGUUGGGGUCUCACGUGUUGGAGCUGGUUCUGGUCGGUGUGAUUGUGGAAACGGGUUGGAGUUCUGAAGGAAACCAGCAGCUGACGUCACAGCUGGUGUCCAUGACGAAGACGAGAUCUUCCACCAAAUGAUCACCUGGACGUUUUCCUGGGAGGGAAAUUGGGAUAUUUAUGGUUAUUUAUUGUUUAAAAAUGUAAUAAAAUGACUUUUUCAAUUUGUUCA
Molecule: messenger RNA, 2079 nt
Organism: Poecilia latipinna (sailfin molly)
Lineage: Eukaryota; Metazoa; Chordata; Actinopteri; Cyprinodontiformes; Poeciliidae
Product: elongation of very long chain fatty acids protein 6
Exons: 4
Coding region: 438-1247 (269 amino acids)
Biological process (GO): fatty acid elongation, monounsaturated fatty acid; sphingolipid biosynthetic process; fatty acid elongation, polyunsaturated fatty acid
Cellular component (GO): endoplasmic reticulum; endoplasmic reticulum membrane
Molecular function (GO): fatty acid elongase activity
Source: RefSeq, a predicted model, not a curated record